This is a messenger RNA of Dermatophagoides farinae (American house dust mite), 972 nucleotides long. RefSeq names its product lymphotoxin beta receptor inhibitor. NCBI's taxonomy places the organism in Eukaryota, Metazoa, Arthropoda, Arachnida, Sarcoptiformes, Pyroglyphidae. Gene Ontology annotation, molecular function: calcium ion binding. The record is from RefSeq and is a predicted model, not a curated record.
UGAUAAUUUGUUAUAAUGAUUGUCUAAAAAAAAUAAACACUCUUUCCGAAUUUAAGUUCAAAAUUUUUUUUUUAUACUCAAGAAUUUCGGUUGUCCAUCUAUUAUAUUUCAGCUUUCAAUCCAAGGAAUACAUUCCGUAAAAUAAAAGAAUGAUGAACAAUUCAGUAUUAAUGCUAUCUUAUACAAUUGUUUUAUCGUUAAUAUUACUUUUCAAAUUGCCUUACAACAUAGCUCAUUACAAUCAACCUCAAUAUGGAAUACCGGUCCAACAACAUCAACAAGUUUAUCAUCAACAACCUCCCCCUCAACAACAGUAUCAACAACAACAAAUUCCAAUACAGCAGCAGCAGCAACAACAACAACAACAAGUAGUUUAUCAAACACCCGGUCAGAUACCACAUUAUCAGCAAGUACCCCAAGCCGGUCAAAAUGUUCUGCAUGAUGAUAGUCGAAUUCAUGAUAAGGAACAUUUGAAGGAACAUUUACAUGAAGCAUUAAGCGAUCAGGAUGUAAGCAAAAUGAGUGAAGAAGAGUUGCAGUUUCAUUAUUUCAAAAUGCAUGAUAAUGAUAAUAAUAACAUGUUAGAUGGUAGCGAAUUGAUCAAAUCAUUGAUUCAUUGGCAUGUCGAAGAAAGUCGUCAUUUGGGAAAGAAUGCAUCGCCACAUGGAACGACGAAAAUAUUCACCGAUACCGAAUUGGAACAGAUGAUUGAUCCGAUUCUUCAGAUGGAUGACAAAAAUAAUGAUGGUUUCAUCGAUUAUCCCGAAUUUGUUGCUGCACAAAAAAAUCGAGGAUUCUAGGCGAACGGUCCAUUUAAACUCAGUCAUUUAAUCAAUUUUAGUCAUAAUAAAAUUGUUUGUUCUGUAAAGCCUUUUUUAAUCACGACCACCACCACCACCACCACUACGCAAAUCGCAAUUAAUUAUUUUCCGAUUUUUCCAAAUAAAAUUCCCUACGAAUUAUAAAAUUGAA